UUAUUAGGCCUGCACCCCUCAAAACAUUUUCUCAUUUUAAAACACUUUUACCUUUCCAAACCCUAACAGUCAUGGCGUUCUUUCCUGCAACUCUCCCGAAGAGUAACCCUAAUCCUACCUUUCUCUUACCGCUCCUACCCCAAAUCCUAUCCCUAAAAAACCCCAACCUCUUUCUAUCCACCAAAAGAACUAGAAUCCCUUCUUUACUGGUCCAUAGCAAAAGCAGCAAUGGCGAUGCAGAUAUCGCGGCCGAGCUAAGGGCACAAGCUAUGAAGGCGAAAGCCAACGGUUUACAGAGAGAAAACGCCAUGAAAAAGAGCAGGGAGCUCCUUCUGAUGGCCCUCUGUGACCACACGGGUAUGGCGAACUCUUCAGAGAUGGCGAGGCGAUGGCGCGCGUUACGGGAAACAGAGAAAUGGGAUUGUCUCAGAGGGUUUGUUGACGAGUGGGGCGAGGCCUUCUCUCCUCUCUCUCUGAGAUCAAUGAGAGCCAUGAUCGAGGAGCAUCUCGAACAAGAAGCUUCUUCUAUGCCUUCUUCCUCUUCUUCUCCACCUUUAAUGGUUGCGGCCUUCACUGUGUUGCAAAAGAAGGUUACGGAGUUUCUGGUAUCCAGAAACGAGCAUUAAGAGGAGAAAUCGAAUCGAGCAUUAAGACGAGAAAUUGGGGGUAAUGUGAAUUUCAAUCAAUGCAAUUUUUGUCUUUGAUUGGGAAAAAGCUUUGAUGAUGAUGAAUGCGAAUUUCUAUUAUCCAUCUUUCUAUUGCACAUGGGAAUGUAAAUUGUUGUGAAUUGUUUGGUUUUUCUGCUAAUAAUAGAUUCCAUUGACCAGAUUUUAGUGAA
This is a messenger RNA of Amborella trichopoda, 838 nucleotides long. NCBI's taxonomy places the organism in Eukaryota, Viridiplantae, Streptophyta, Magnoliopsida, Amborellales, Amborellaceae. The record is from RefSeq and is a predicted model, not a curated record.